UAGCGUACUUCACUCUCCUGUAUUCUCCAUCGCCCUUGCAGAAUCUAUAUUUUGUCAUUAAUAGACACGACACGACGUACUGCGAGGGUAAAGGGGAGGAUAGGAGAGUAAAGUACUUAUACAUAGAUUUCUACCUAGAACUUCUAUGUUAAAAGUACACACAGUAAUGAAGUACGCCAGUCGAACGAUAGUGGCGCUAUGCACUAAAGCUACGAUAUGGUUGUGAUUAAGAUGCUUCGCGGGCGCGGGAUCUCGUAGAAUAUAGAGUACAGAACAGGCUACAGUACUAAAGUUCAGAGUACAGAGUACGGACUACUGACAGUGCGAGGCUGACCUGUACGACACAAGGUUGCCUCACUCGAUAGCUGUCUCACUUGAAUUGACUCGCGCUGCCAAGUAGCAAAGUACGCGAGGCGGAGUAUCGACGAAGUUGUUCAAUACAUGUUAAGGCAAAGCAAGUAAGGAAUUGCGAGCACCUUUGAUCUCGUCAAAAGACCGACAAUCGCCCUAUUUGCUCGUAUCGAGACAGCCUCGCCUUGAGUGUACAUAUCAUUAUAUAUAUCAGUGUCCGCUAUGUCUAGAUAUUGUAUACUGUAUUGUAUACGAUAUGAUACGUACACAGUGUUAUAUCAGUGCAUAACAAGAGAAGUUUGUUGAAAUGCGGGCCAUACAAACGAUAACGUUACGCAGAUACAUGGUGGAUAGAGCAUGAGCCUGAUAAACUCUAUGAAUUAAGAGAGGGAAAGAGAAAGUUGUCGGAAGUUCUCGUUUGUAUGCGAUACAUAGCCUGCGUUAUUUCAACGUUAUAUACUGAGAAAAGUCCACAAUACUCCAUCAGUUACGAGGUGGAGCAUUUGGAGUUCAAGUUUGGAGUUCUUCCCCCUUCCUUCUUUUUUAUCAAAUGUCGAUGAUUUAGAGAUGUUUUGAAUAUCAAAUAGAGAUAUGUAAAUGGGUAUAAGAUGAUAUUUCCAUGGUUGAUCAGAGAUGGUCUGCAAGUUGUAGACUUAUUUGCAAUAUGAAUUGUGUUAAUAUAACAAUUAGAGUAUACUUUGGUACAGUUAUACUGCCAAGACCACAAAGCAGAAAUAUAUCUGGUUUUAUGGUUUAGAAUAUCGACCUAUAUCUGGUCCUAAUAACCAUAGUUUUUCAAUGGAAUUACAAUUAUCAACUACAGCUAAAUGUAGCUGUUUAGGUCUAGGAAGAACUAAGAGUCCAGUACAUCCUGAAUAUGCUAGUUAUGAUGCUAGACUACACACAUUUGCAACAUGGCCAAAAUCUAUACCACAAAGGAAGGAACAGUUAGCAGAUGCAGGCUUUUACUAUAUUGGAAAAGGUGAUCAAACUUUCUGUUACUACUGUGGAGUUGGUUUAAAAGAUUGGGAACCAGAAAACGAUCCUUGGGAGCAACACGCAAAGUGGUUUUCUAAAUGCUGCUAUUUAUUAAUGGUUCAAGGGCAAGAUUAUGUAAAUAAAAUAACAGGUCAGGAUAUAUCUCCACUUUUUAAAGAAGAAACAGUGCAAAUUGAAGGUGCAGACUCUGUAAUAUCCAAUGAUAAAAGUAAUACCGAUAAAAAGGCUAACUUAAAGGAAAUUAUAACUUUGAAAGAAGAAAAUAGAAAAUUAAAAGAAGCUCGUUUAUGUAAAAUUUGCAUGGAUCGAGAAAUAGCAAUUGUAUUUUUACCUUGCGGGCACUUAGCAACUUGUGCUUACUGUGCAUCAUCUCUUACAUAUUGCCUAAUGUGUCGACAAGAAAUUAAAGCCACUGUUCGUACAUUUCUAUCAUAAAUCGAAUAAUAAAAUAUUAAUUGAUGUACAUAUUGUUAAAUUUUCUUAUACAAAUUUAACAAUUUAAAAUAUAAAAAUAUAUAUGUAUAAAAUUAUAUUUUUUGUAUAUUUUAUGAAAAUGAUGUACAUAUAUUAUUGUAUUUGUAAUUUAGUCUUAUUAAAUUAAGCCCACAUAGUGAAAGAAACAAAUUGUAUAAUAAUA
Molecule: messenger RNA, 1987 nt
Organism: Bombus impatiens (common eastern bumble bee)
Lineage: Eukaryota; Metazoa; Arthropoda; Insecta; Hymenoptera; Apidae
Product: death-associated inhibitor of apoptosis 2
Exons: 4
Coding region: 1150-1785 (211 amino acids)
Biological process (GO): regulation of cell cycle; positive regulation of protein ubiquitination; negative regulation of apoptotic process
Cellular component (GO): cytoplasm; nucleus
Molecular function (GO): ubiquitin protein ligase activity; cysteine-type endopeptidase inhibitor activity involved in apoptotic process
Source: RefSeq, a predicted model, not a curated record